Molecule: messenger RNA, 1120 nt
Organism: Priapulus caudatus
Lineage: Eukaryota; Metazoa; Priapulida; Priapulimorpha; Priapulimorphida; Priapulidae
Product: breast cancer metastasis-suppressor 1-like protein-A
Exons: 9
Coding region: 216-1004 (262 amino acids)
Biological process (GO): negative regulation of transcription by RNA polymerase II
Cellular component (GO): Sin3-type complex
Molecular function (GO): histone deacetylase binding
Source: RefSeq, a predicted model, not a curated record
ACUCGGCCAGCAAUGCUUCCGAUUAUAAACAACACGAACGUUUGAUUAUGACUUGCUUAUAUAGUUAUAAUGAUUUACACUAAUAAAUAUUCAUACAGAUGACAAGAAAUUAAACACAUCAAAACAGAGGGUUUCAGCCACUUUGUUAGCUGCAAGGUUUGGUUGCUGCAUUAACUUGUGACCUUCUCGCCACGUAGUAAGAAGUUGUUGUUAACAUGCCCAUUGACACGAUGAAGAGAAAAGACGACAAAGAUGACAAAUAUGAGAGCGAUGAAGAUGGAGAGGAGGCUGGAACAGCAGAUAGUGAGAAAAGUAGCGGCGAUGAGUCGACAUCUUCAGCUGAGACCGAUGUUGAUGAAGACUCCUCAGAUAUGGAUGAGGAGGAGUGUGACCAGCGCAGAACAGAAUGCCUCUAUGACAUGGUGGACUUAGAGAGACAGUUCAUUGAAUUGAGAGAGCAGUUGUGUCGGGAGCGUACACAGGAGGUGGAAGACAAGCUGGGUGAGGUGAAGGCAGGUCGUGCGGCGGAGUACCUACAGCCACUGUCACAGCUGCAGCAGAACAUGCAGAUACGUACACAGGUGGCUGGUAUCCUUAAAGAAUUAAAAGUUGAGGCUGUCAGAAAAGAAUACGACUGUGAGCUUCAGAGUGCAACACAGAGCUUCAAGAGCGACAAAAUGCUGCUCUAUGACCAAGUAAAGAGCGAACUGGAAGAGAAAAUAAGAAUGCUUGAAGAAGACAGAGACAGUAUUGAUAUAACCUCUGACAUUUGGAAUGAGCUACACUUUGGUUCUAAAAAGAAGAAGAAGAACUACAGUGACCCAAUGUGCCCGGAAAAACGCCGCAAGCCAAUCACCGUUACCGGGCCAUAUGUAGUGUACAUGUUGUCAGAUGGUGAUAUCCUGGAUGAUUGGACGACAGUAAAAAAGGCUAUGGGUGCACAAAAAAGAAAAGGGGAAUGUGAGUACAGUUCCUAUGUCUAUAUAUUGCAUGUAUUACAGUAAUUGGAUUGUAAAAUAUCACAGUGAGAAAAACUCAAACAACAAAAUUAAAAUAACCACAUGUUAAUUAUCGGAGCUAAUUACAUCAAGAUCAUGGUUCUAGGACAAACACCAGCCAG